This is a messenger RNA of Mesorhabditis spiculigera, 957 nucleotides long. The record is from the annotation of a GenBank genome assembly. NCBI's taxonomy places the organism in Eukaryota, Metazoa, Nematoda, Chromadorea, Rhabditida, Rhabditidae.
AUGGAAUACGUUACACUGACGACUGGGGCCAAGAUGCCCCUCCUUGGUUAUGGAACCUGGCAGGCAAAGGAUGAAACCGAAUUGUCGGCUGGGCUACGAGCAGCCCUUGACUACGGCUAUCGCCUUAUCGAUACCGCUUAUCUCUAUGGAAAUGAGCAUAUCAUCGGAAAUGUCCUCAAGGAAUACUUCGACGCCGGGAAACUGAAGCGCGAGGAUAUUUUCGUGACUACAAAGCUCCCAUUCACCGCUCAUCACCCCACCGAUGUUGAUGAGGUGGUCACCCACCAGUUGAAGGCGCUCCAGCUGGACUAUGUCGAUUUGUACCUCAUGCACAGCCCCUGUCCAUUUAAGAAACAAAUCGAUUCGUUCGCGGCUCAAGCCGUUGACGGGCAAAUGGUUGCUGAGGACGUACCGCAUAUCGACACUUGGCGAGAAUUUGAACGAUUGUUUAAGGAGGGAAAGCUUAGGGCAAUCGGCUUGUCGAACUUUAACGAUGAUCAGGUCAAGGAUCUCUACGAAAAGGCUGAGAUCAAGCCCCACAACCUCCAGGUCGAAGCCCACAUCUACUGGCCCCAAUACGAGCUGGCCGAUCUUUGCAAGAAGCUCCACAUUUCGUUCACCGCCUACGCCCCGAUUGGAUCGCCAGGCCGCAAGGCUGCCCGUCCGGAUGGAAACUGGCCGGAGGGAGACCCACUUGUCGAGCCGGUCGUUCAGGAGAUUGCCAAGAAACACGGAAAGACACCGGCUCAGGUACUUCUGCGUCACCUCGUUCAGCGCGGUAUCUCUGCCAUCCCGAAAUCGGUACGCCCGGACAGGAUCCGCGAGAAUUUCGACAUCUUUGACUUCAAGCUCUCCUCCGAGGAAGUGCAUGAGCUUGAGGCAAUUAAGACGCGUGUUCGUCUCUUCGUCUUUGAUUUCGGCCGUGGCCACCGCUACUUCCCCCACAAGGACCUCGCU